GCCGGACCAGUCUCUCUCUCUAUUCACUGGCGAGAGGAGCGCAAGCUGAAACAUGACAGCCGGCGCGAUGCGGUAAUGGCGCGAAACACUUGAGGAGCGAACACUGGGUGCGACCGAGUGCGUUCGCCAGCGAUGAUUCCGCGAUCCUCGAUAAGCCACAGUAAAACGAAUCGCGAUAGAUCGUUUUCCGGACGCGAGCUCGUCGUCCUUAUGAUUGCACGCGUCGUUUGGUGAACUAAAACCGCGGAAACAGCCGGAACGAUGUACGGCAUGCUGUUGGAGAGUGCACAGCACUUCGUCCAGUUAGAAUACGGCGAGGAUGUCUGGCUUCGCGUGUUGGAAAGGGCGGAUUGCAAGCAUAUGGUUUUCAACACGCGACAGACCUAUCCCGACGAGCUUAUGACCAAUUUGGCUGCUGCGCUGGCCGAAUUCACCGGCGAGACCAUCGACGAUGUGAUGCAAUUCUUUGGAAAAUGUUUCGUUCGAUUUUUUAGCAACCUAGGAUACGCCUGCAUGAUAAAAGCCACCGGUCGUUAUUUCUGCGACUUUCUUCAAAACGUCGACAAUAUUCAUAUGCAGAUGAGAUUUACGUAUCCGAAAAUGAAAAGUCCUUCGAUGUACACCACGCACAUCGACCCUCAAGGCGUGGUUCUAGUCUAUCGAAGCACUAGGCAAGGUUUCACGCAUUACCUUAUGGGUCAGCUGUUGCACAUAGCGAAAGAGCUUUACGAGAUAGAUUUGAAUAUAAGUGUAUUAGGAAGUUCAAACAAUAUACCUGGGUCCAGGAGCGUAAUGGUUAAGUUCAGGAUCGAUUUUGACAAUCGUGAAUACAUCGCGAAGAACACCAGAAUGAAAGCUCCGCUUGGCCGCGAAUUCGCACCGGUGUCGAUCUCAUUCCUGUUGCGCCUUUUCCCAUUCGGGGUGGUAAUCAACAAGGACAUGCUAAUAUUGGGAACCGGUGACAAAUUGCUGCAAGCGUGGGGCGGUAGUUCCAUCCUGAACAAGCACAUCACGGAAGUCUUUAAGCUUCGUAGGCCUAAAGGAAUAUCGUUCACAUGGGGAAACGUGAUGUACUUGCAUUCGGUGAUGUUCGAGUUAGAAUUAAUCAGAUUAAACGACAACGGUGCACCGCCGAGUACAGACAAUACCCCGGGUACUAGUUCGGGAUUGGACAGACGAGGUAGCCAAGGAGCCAGAAGUAUACUUUUAAAAGGGCAGAUGAGGUACAUCGACGACAUCAAAGCAAUCAUUUUUUUAUGUAGCCCACUAAUUAACAGUUUAGACGAACUACUUAACAUGGGCCUGUACCUGAACGACCUGAAUCCGCAUGGGCUGAGCCGCGAAUUGGUGCUCGCCGGAUGGCAACAUUGCGGGAGAUUGGAAAUGAUGUUCGAGAGGGCUGAGCAGAGAUCGACUGAAUUGGAGAACAGCUACGCGUUGCUCGACCGAUGGAAGAAUAAAAGUGACGAGCUUUUAUACUCCAUGAUCCCUCAAACAGUUGCCGAUCGGUUACGUGCUGGCGCGAGUCCCUUGAGCACUUGCGAGUCAUUUGAGUCGAUAUCCGUGCUAUUCUGCGAGCUUUACGACUUCGAUUAUUCGACGAUCGAAGGUGCGAUGGACGUUGUUUCUUCGAUGAACGCCGUUUUUUCCUGCUUCGAUUCACUGAUGGACGAGUUCAACGUGUACAAAGUAGAGACAGUGGGUCGGAUUUAUAUGGCAGCCAGCGGUGCACCGGAUAGAACAGAGAGUCAUGCGCAAAAUAUCGCAAACGUAUCCUUGGAGCUAUUGAAACACGUUCGAUCCCUCAAGCUACCGUCUGGUCUCGAUAUUCAAAUCCGUAUAGGAAUCCAUUCCGGGCCAGCUGUGGCCGGUAUUGUUGGCAUCAAAGUGCCCAGAUAUUGCUUUUUCGGCGACACGGUGAACACGGCCUCAAGAAUGCAGACUACCAGUUUGCCAGGCAAGGUGCACAUUUCAUCAGAUACUAAAGCAUUAUUGCUAGCCGAUCGCUACCACCUUGAAUCACGCGGUUUGGUGUGGGUCAAGGGAAAAGGUAACAUGGAAACCUAUUGGUUGUACGAUAAAACGGACAAGGACGUUAAACCGACGGAGGAGGACGCCGCCAGGCCUGCGGGACUUCUAGUCACUGACAUUUAACGCGUGAUUUAAGAUCAAGCUUUAAGUGAUUCUAUCGAGCCAAGAAUUAUAGUGUUGUGAAAUAUUGCAUAGAAUUUUGCAAACCUAAAGUUUCACGCAACAUGAUUCAAUAUUAUGUAUUCAAUUGAACGAAACAGGUAUUUAUGAAAUAAUUGCAUCACUAUAAUUCUCUGUUCGUUAUUUAUAAAACGGAUUGUUGUGACGGAAACAAUCGAACGAGAUCUGACAAAACAAUCAAACAUCAUUUUACUGACGUGCAAUAAUGCGUAUCGAGCGUGCAUUCAUAUAUUAUAGGAAAUCAUCCAGAGUUUCUUAGUUUCACAGCGAAAAUGUAGACAUAUCACAUAGUUAUAGAGCACGUGUACACGUAAAUACGUUUACUCGAAUAUUUUUAAGUAGUGCUCGCACUUAGGUUCUCAUAAAUUAUUUAAUAGCUGCGAUCACAAUGAUACGUCGAUCGACGACAAACGAUACACGAUUAUUUUCUGAGAAACGAAAUUCUCCCUGAAUUGAACAAUAAAUGAACCGUGUUUCUCGAUUUA
Molecule: messenger RNA, 2696 nt
Organism: Ceratina calcarata
Lineage: Eukaryota; Metazoa; Arthropoda; Insecta; Hymenoptera; Apidae
Product: soluble guanylate cyclase 89Da-like
Exons: 13
Coding region: 262-2154 (630 amino acids)
Biological process (GO): cGMP biosynthetic process; response to oxygen levels
Cellular component (GO): guanylate cyclase complex, soluble
Molecular function (GO): heme binding; guanylate cyclase activity
Source: RefSeq, a predicted model, not a curated record